UGUGUGUGUCACUCUCACGUUCACACUGGUACCGUUCGGAGUGCUUGGUUACCGCGCUGCCGCCGUUACCGUCAACCGAGCAGUGUGUGUCCAGUAUACACGGUGUGCGGCCGGAAGUUUAAAGUGCCUCUCGUUCCGUGUCCUGGACGUGGCGAAAGCAGGCGAAAUCCUGUCGGCGCGGGGGACAUCAUCGGGGAGACGACGACGACGAGGACUACGGGCGCGCAGGUGGAGCGGACUGUAAAAGGGAAGAAAGAUCGGCUGCGUGGUGCGCGACGGAGGAAAAGGAAAAAAGAAGGAAAGGAGAACGACGACGACAACGACGAGGACGAGGACGAGGACGAGGACGAGGACGACGAGGACGACGAGGACGACGAGGACGACGACAAGGUGUCGAGAAGAGGAAAGUGGUAUAUCGGAACGGUCACCAAGACGUUUUCGGUGAUACGGUGUCCAGUGUCCAGACGCACGUAUGUAGGAGCAAGGAGUGGCUGCUGCUGGUGGUGGCCGACCGUCCAAGGAAGAGAGAAGAAAAGAGGAGAAAGGAGAAGAGGAUCGUGCGCGCCUCAUGGCCCUGUUGUUUGCUGGCCCGUCGUGAUCACGAGGAGAGAAGCAGAUCCGAGUGACUGUGCUGUUGGUGUCUUUGGUGAAAAAUAACGAAGUGGUGAUCGGUGCUCGGUUGUUCUUCUCUACGGUUCAGUGCUACGUGGGGUUUUCUUUUUUGGGGGAGAGGCACGCUCGCUGGAGGAUCGGAAUAGAGGAAAAGAGAACGGCACAGUUCGUGGGGGAGAGAGAAAGCGAGUGCGAGAGUGCGAGAGGGAAGGAUAGCGAGAUAUACAGGGAUAGAAGAAGGAGAGAGAGACAGAGAAGUGAGAAGGAGAAGUAGACGUAUAGAGAAGUAGAGGAGGAGAAAGGGUGAUUGGAAGACCCGGCUGGCGAUCCGAAUUCGCGGAUUCGACACGCCGCGGUUGCCGAUCCAUAAUAUGGCGUACAAGUUUCGCGAAGAGAUCGUGGGAAAGAGGUUUCUCUCGGUGAGUGGUUUCACCAAGCUAAAGGUGAAUAAGAUCAGUGAGUGGGGGUGGCGUGCAGGGGUGAUUCGUGCUGCCAGUCACAGGGAUAACGGCUGUCAUGAUCUUCAGAUCCUCGUAGAAUACGACGACGUAGAGUGGCAAAGAAGAGAAUGGCUAUCGCCGCACAGAGACGCAGUGUUUUCGUUCUUCUUAGUGGAAAAGGGACUGUAUUGGGCCGAGCGACCUGACCCUAGGCAUGCCAGCCUCAUCGCCAUCGAUCACCACAAUCACGCGAAUAAUAACCACCACCAUCAUCGUAUCAACGGGAAACCCCUGAGGGGUGCCACUGCUGUCGCAAACACUGUCGCCUGGCCGGCUCUAACAUUUUACCCCCUGGUGGCGCGAGCAGAGUUACCGGAAGACGCGAUGCCUCUAGAGUUCAUGCAAGAUCGGAGGCUGGAUUUCGUCGACUACUCGAAGCUGAAGCCAUUUACCCAGGACUGGGAGCUGACCAAGGGCUCGGUGCCCUGGGCAAGCGCUGUCAGGCGAUGGGCAGAAAUGCAGGAUGGCCAGAGAAUCCUGUUAACCACGCCGAGCGUACUAGUUGGCUUCAGGGUCGAGGUUUAUCGGGCCGAGGGCACUACGCAAUGGUACACCGCUGUCAUCGUUGGUUACAACGAGUCCACCAAGGAUUUGACUGUCACCGAUGACACGGUUCUCGAGGAUCACAACGAGGACCCUAGUUUAGUACAAAUGCGGCUGAUUGGCGAUGGAGUCGUCGAGAGCAUCAUGAGAGGCGAGGUCGUCGGCAUGACACCGAGGAGGUCGAGGUCAUCGACUGCUCUGACGCACGCGCUUGUUGUGCCGCGACCUGGAAGAAGACCCCGAGGACGUCCAGGAAACGCCGCACAACUGCAAACUACUCCUAGGAUACAGAGCCCAAUCUCGCAGCAUCUGGAAAAAGAAAAGAACUCAGCGCGCAACAGCCGACGAAGGCGCGUGAGCGAGGGCGCGAGCCGCGAGAGACUAGAGAAAGACGGUGAAAGCAAUUUAUCGACGCGGCAGGAAGACCGGGAGAACAAGGGUCCACCUUCCGGCAGGCCCAGCAAUCGUAUACCACGAACCGUCUUAGAAGAGGCGAACAGCGCAUCGAGCAGCGCGUCGAAGCUGCGAAAACGUGGAACUGCCGUAAAGAGUCCGGUGGAGAGUCCAUCGCAGAGACCCGUGCGACGAAGGCCGAGGCUCAGUUGCCAGGAAACGAAAACAGAGGCGGAAGAAGAUACCGAACACUCGGGCGGCGUAAAGUCUGCCGAGAAGGAGGAACGACUAGGUGGAAGACUCGAGGAGGACGAGCGUGGCGAGGAGGAGGACGAAGAUCAGGAACGCUGCGAUCCCCUGACUAAGAGGCUCAGGACAAGUCCGGUCGGUAGGAAGCUUAGAUCCGAGCGAAAGGGAGGUGGGAAAGGUUGCGAGGAGAUAGCGUCGGAUCUCGAGGAAACGGAAGAGGAGGAAAGGAAGCAGGAGCGAGCCGAAGGGGGAGAGGUCGAGAAGCUCGAGGAGAACGAGGAGAGUCAAUCUAGGGAGCGAGACAGAGAACCAGAGCCUCCGCCUCCGAACAAAGUAGUAGACCCUGGAGGCGACACGGUUCUUCAACAGAGGCGAUCGAACGCGGAUCAGAAGGAAGAAAGAUUUGGAACUAAGGGAGAUAGCGGUAGAGAGAACGGCAAGGAACAGCAGGUGUUGGUGAAUGGAUCGCUGCUCGACUCGUCGGUGGUGGUCGACAAAGGCAGCGUCCUCAGCGGUGCCGAAGCGAGCCUGUUAAAGUCCGGCUCGAACGGCAAGAGCGUCGAGGAGGAAGAGGACGAGGCCGAGGACGAGGACGAGGACGAGGACGAGCGCGAGGACGAGGAGGAGGACGGGGACGAGCCGGAACAUCGAAAUCGUGCUCGGGGACAAGAAGAGGAACCGGAAGGGAAGGAAGUGCAGGAAGAGCAGGAAGAGGAGGAAGAGGAGCGUGGCUCGCGAAGAACCGAGCUGACUACCGAGCUAGGCACGGAGGAUAGCGUGGGUAGCGUGAGCGGCGCGAGGGCGGCGAGCGUCGAAUCGGUGGUCGAGCUGCUGGAGUCGAGCAGUCAGGACUCAGGCUCCGUGCUGGAGAGGCUGAGUCCGCUUAGUAGCAGCGGCGGCGGCGGCUCUGGCAGGCAGAGCCUGCUCCUGGAGCAGCAACGGGAGCAGGAGCGAAAUCGGCACAACGAGAGCCCUGUCAUUCUAGCCGAGAGACUGAACAAGCCGCCACCGCCGGUAGCUGGUCACCAUCAUCAUCACCUGCAGCAAUACCAUCAACACCAUCACCACACGCCGCCGCAUCAUCAUCAACAGCAACGUUACUCGACCGGUAGUCCGGUGAUACAUCAUCAUCCGCAGCAGCAACAGCUACAGCAUCAGCAUCAGGUAGCGAACAGUCCGCAUCAUCAGCAGCAACAUCAACAGUCGCAGCAUCAUCAUCAGUUGUCCUCGUCGAGCCUCCUCGAGGUGCAACAGCAGUCUCACACAUCGAGGGGCGGCGAUGAGGCCGGCCUCAUGGAAGUGGAGGCUGGGGCCGGGAUACCUGGAAGCGGAGUGCUUGCUGGUGUGCCAGCAGCGGUCGGUAUCCGAGCGGUCGGAGCCGCGGCUGGUAGCGGCGCCGCGAGUGCAGCUUAUGGGGACAGCGGCUCCGACAGCGGGGUAAGUUCCCUGAGGAGCGCCGGCUCUGGCGACGAGAGGAGCGGUAGCAGAAGCUCGGCGCUCAGCGUCGACGAGACCACCAGCUCCUCGACACCAGCGGCGGCCGCCACACCAGCUAGAGUCUGGCACGUGCAAAGCGUCCAGCACACGUCCUUACUAAUGGCGCAUCCUCAACCACCUCCCAGCGCCGGACCGAGCUCCGCGGCCGCCGUGGCUGCGGCAGCCGCUGCAACUGCUCCACCGGUCGGCUACCAGAAUCCCGCACCACCACCCGGUCAUCAUCAUCCCGCCGUUGCGUCUGAAAUGCUUUGGAGGUCUCAGAGGUACCCGCCGCUACCGCACUCGUUGCUCGGACCUGCUCAACCUACUCCCGAGGAGAUCGUCGAGAGAGAGAGGAUGCUUCGGGAACGGCGAGAAGCGGAAGCCCGGCUGGAGAAGCGUGAACGCGAGAGAGAGGCCAAGAUGGAAAGAGAGAGGCUGGAGAAGCAAAGGGCCACCGAGCAGGCAGUUCACAAGCACUUCGAAGAGUCCCUCAGGCUGGCACAACAAAAGGUGUCUUAUGUUCCGCAGAGAAACAUGCAGUCGACCUCGAUGGCAUGGAACACGUUCAUCCCAUUACCACCACCAGGAAGCAGGACGCACGCCACGCCGCAUUCCGCAAUGACAGCGCAUGUAGGCCAUCAUCAUCCCGGGCCAGGUGCGGCGGCGGCGCAUCCAGUCACCGUCGCGCAGCAACAGCAACGCGAGCGCGAGGAAAGGGAACGCGAGGCAAGGGAGCGGGACGCGAGGGAGCAGCGACAGCGAGAAACUGAGAACCUGGGGAUAAGGGAACACCUGGUCGCGGCCGAGAGACUGCACAGGCAAGCCGAGGCCAGGGACCAUGUCGCGGCACAACAGAGAGCCGCUUAUUAUGCAGCCACUGCGCCUCCGACUCAACAGGUGUCUCGACCAUCGAGCGUACCUGGCAAAGUCGAUUAUCCACCACCACCGGCGCACUCGAGGACUUCCAAGUCGUCGCUGCCCGUUAGCAGUCUUCACGAGAAACCACCACCGGUGGUAGGGCCGUCGCACAGUUCCCUGCCAAAGGUGGAGCCAAACGUCGGCCUGUUCAGUUACUCGACGUACCAGCCACAGUCACCGUAUAUGCACGAUAUUAAGGUGAAGAGUGACGUAGGUCAACCGCACAAGUCGUUACCGAGUAAAAGCGGUUUGGCCGGAGGUCUCGAGCGAGACCAUCACGGUCGGGAGAUUCUACAGAAUCCUCCUUCUUUAUUGCCGGAUCACAAGAGCUCGGUGAUAGUGAAGAACGAAGGUCGAGAGCUUCCGAAAGUGCCGACGUCGCAGCAACACUCGCCGAGUCCGAAAAUCAUGCCGUAUCUGAACGUACAGUCGGUCCCGCCGCAGCACAAGCCGUACGAGUACAGAAGUCCGACGCAGAGUCCUCACCAUCUUCACCACCUGGACGGACUACAGGCGGCGAAGAGCAUACCUCAGGGUCAUCACCGAAGCAGUAGCGGGUCUACGACCACAACGCAGUUACCCAGUCCGCACGGACAUCCACCGCAUUCGCACAAUCGUCAGUCACCGCACGCUCAACAUCCUCAUCAGCCACCGCAUCCAUCGCCACCCGAACCACGUUAUCUUACCAGGCCGGAACCCGGCCUACCUUAUGCUACUGCCAAGUCCUCGUAUUCUUAUCCACAUCCGCAUCCGCCCACGGCCUCACCGACCUCACAUUACGCCGCGCCGGCAGGCUCUAAGCCAAAAGUCAGUAGCCCAGCGCCGCCUCACAUCUACGGGAAACCGAAUUCGGGUAUUAUGACCGGAACGCCGGUCUGCAGAGCUUCCGAGCCGGCAGUCGCAGCCCCGAUACCUCUCACCUCGAAGGCCAGUAGCUCGCCUUACCAGCAAGUGCCUCACCAUCACGGGGCGCCGCCUCCACCUCUACCGCCACCCGCGCACAGUAGGUCCGUCUAUGAUCCUAGAGGUUAUACCGGCUCGAUGCCAGCCGCGAAGCUUCCACCGCCACCCCUUCACGGUUCUCCACCGACUGCAGCUUCGGCGCCCCUGUCCAGGCCCAUCGCGCAUCCAGCGCAUCACACGAGUCCCCAUCAGCAACCCGGUCAGACGGUGCAACACGCGCAACCACAGAUCAACACCUCUUUCCAAACGCAGCCGCUCGAUCUCGGAGUGGAGAGAUCCGGUUCGCCUAAGAGGAAAGCGCCCACUCCGUCGUUGACCGAGAAUUCCGGCCAACCGGUUUCCCUGGAAGUCUGCAAGAAACGUAGAACGGAGGAACCACAGCCACUAUCGUUGCAAUGUGUCGGACCACCGGUUCUCUCGAGAGUGAGCGAACCGAGCCCGUUGAUAGCUUCGGCGGCGACCUCGAUCACCACCGUCGUCAACACCACAGUCGCUUUAUUGGCUCAAUCGAACACACAGACGACACAGGAACGUACCGUGACAGCGGUCAGCCCAACGCCACGAACUGCCAGCGGUGAUGGUUCCGUGAGACCGGCCAGUACGGGUAGUGUCAGCUCGUUAAAUCCGACGGUGAGCGCGGCACCGAGUCCCGCGCCCAUUCCCAGUCCAGCACCCUCCACGGCGCCCAGUCCAGCACCUAGUGCUCCCGGUACGCCCGCCAAAGCCAAUCCGAGUACGGUUGAUAGCGAGAAGUCCAACAGUCCCGCGCCUAGGCCACCCAGCAGUACCAGUUAUCCCGUACACAAACUGAAGAAGGCUUGGCUUCAAAGGCAUUCCGGCGAAGAUGGGACGGAAGAUACAACGGGCGUCGUAGGUAGUGGUACUUGUGUCACUUUGCCUAUGAACAUCUCUCAAGCACCGUCGCAGUCGUUGAACAACAAAGAACGCGACACUUCUUCGAACGUCUCCGGCAAUACGACCACCACUUGUUUGCCUAGCGCCGUCAACUCUAUUCACAAUAUUGGUAGUAUGGCGGUGAACAGCAUCAAUAAAAGCAAGGUCACUGCCAAAAGUAGUCGUAAAUCGGCGAACAAAGAAUCAUUAAACGGACACGCAACGGACACGAAAACGUUACAGGAAGACUCGUCAAGCAGCGACCCGGAAAGGAAGUCGCCGCCGAAAAGGAAGCCACCCAAGGUAAAACGAAAGAAGGGCGCAGCACGGAGGCAGCAAACGACCGCGGAAGAUCAGCGGAGACGAAAGGAAGACAAGCAAGCUGGAGGGACUGGUGUAGGCAGCGAGUCUAGUAACGAGAGCGAGGCUGGUUCUGCUAGCGAUACCAGCGAACAGUUGGGUUCCAUUCAACCUACGUCGAGGGUGCGGCAUACCACGGCCAAUUCCAACAAUUCCUCGGGAAACGGAAAUAAUAAGGAACCGAGAAAACGAGGUAGAAGACCAAAGACUACGAAAGGUAACGAAUUGGGCGGAGAAGAUCAGCAACCUCGUCAAAAGAAAGAACGUAGAGACGAUAGUACGAGCGGUGGUAACAGUGGGCCAGGUGGAAGUGGUGGUAGGGGCGAUCCCUUUCGUAGACCUCCGAUAUCACAAUUGAAAAAAACCGGUGACAGUUGGUUGCAAGACGGCGCUUGUUUCGAAGUAGCUCCAAAGUUAGCUAAAUGUCGUGAGUGCAGAUGGACACCGCACCAGCGCUCCAAAAAUCUUCCUCAAAAUAUUUUCUGCAGAUUUUAUGCAUUCCGUAGAUUACGGUACACGAAAAACGGACAGUUGGCUAUAGCAGGAUUUAGCGAUCCUCAUAAAGAUGCGUCUGAGGUAGAUCUCCGAUUAUGGUUACCAGGAAAAGAGAAUACGGAUACGAAGAAGGAUGAAAAGUCCGACAAGAACGAUAAAGAGAAAGGAGACAAAGAAGAUCUAGAUUUAGAAAUGGCUCACAGACUGCUUCGCCAAGUCGGAGAUCAGUUCUGUGACCUCUUGCAUCAAGAAAAGGACGCUCUUCAACAGCACAUGGCAGAAGCAAGUUCGGGACUUGUAGACGGAACAGUCGCUUGGAAGAGAGUGGUGCAAGGUGUUCGAGAGAUGUGCGAUGUCUGCGAGACGACCUUGUUCAACUAUCACUGGGCCUGCGGAAAAUGUGGCUUCGUCGUAUGCAUCGAUUGUUACAAGGGACGCAAGAAUGGAACAAUCAAGAUUUGGGGAGAGAGCGGCAAGGAUAGAGACGAUUUUUCGUGGCUUUUGUGUACGAAUAGGCAAGUGCACGAGCCUGAACGACUUAUGCUCACGCAAAUUAUCGCCGGCGAUAGCUUGACACGUCUCGGGCAACGGUUGCACGAAUGCCGAGCGGAAUGGGGAAUACCACAGCAUUGUGGUUGCUCGCUAGUCGUUCAAACCUCUCCCAACGAAUAUUUGCGGAACAUGAUAAAAGGCGACACGGUACCGGUUCUGAACGGUAAUGUUAAACAGGAAGUUAAAGAAGAGAAGAAAGUGAACGAAUCGAACGGAUCGUCGGAGAACAAAACAAACGGCGAAGAUAAAAACUCUCCGCUGAAUUGGCUGGCGGAUGUGGCUCUGCAGAAUCAGGAUAAAAACGAAAGUGGUUCUAGCUCGGAUUCCGACGAGGAUCGAGAUGGCAAUUACUCGACCUUGAGAGAAUUGCUUAUCCGACCGUCCCAUAAAUCAAACGGUAGUGGAUCUAGAUCGAAUUCACCGACCAACAAUUCCGGCAAUGUUAACGUUACUUCCGGAAACAAUGCGCAGAAUAACGUCGCGAAAUCUGGCAAAAAGUCGAAAAUGGACACGCUAGAUGAGGUUAUAUCCAGCGUAAUAGAACAUAGCGUGAAGAAAGAGAGGGAAGGUGAAGUAGAUGAUGAGAAACCGAGGGAAUUGAAGCAUUUCGUUAGAAGAUACAAAUGGACGCAGAAAGGAAGAGAACCGUUGCCCAUUCGGAUCAUGACGCUUACCGAAAGUAAGAGUCUGUAUCCGGAUGUACCGCACUCAUGGCUCUGUGAUGGAAAGUUGCUCAGGUUAAACGAUCCAAACAAUCCUAACAAUUAUAGAAUAUUUCAAGACCAGUGGAAACGCGGACAGCCAGUCAUCGUGUCAGACGUUGCGAAGUCGUUAGAUAUCAAUCUGUGGCACCCGGACUCGUUCGCUAGAGACUUUGGCGACGAGAAGAACGACUUGAUCAACUGCAUGACCGGAAAUUUGGUACCGAAUCAACCAAUGCGUAAAUUCUGGGAAGGCUUCGAACACUUCUCGAAGAGAUUAAAGGAUGAGAGGGGAAAUCCGAUGUUACUGAAAUUGAAGGACUGGCCGCCCGGCGAAGACUUCGCGGAAUUAUUGCCAUCGAGAUUCGCGGAUUUAAUGAAAGUUUUGCCGUUGUCGGAGUAUACUCAUCGAAACGGAAGAUUGAACCUGGCCAGCCGUCUGCCGGAUUGCUUCGUGAGACCAGACCUGGGACCCAAAAUGUACAACGCUUACGGAUCGGCUCUUCAUCCCAAUAAGGGAACAACCAACCUUCAUCUAGAUAUUUCCGAUGCGGUCAACGUUAUGGUCUACGUGGGAAUUCCGAAGGAUGCCGAUAACGACGAAUACGUCAAAGAAGCACUACGAGCGAUAGACGAAGCCGGCUGUGACAUCUUGACACGCCGUCGUGUUCGUGAACGUGGAGAAGCACCGGGAGCAUUGUGGCACAUAUACGCAGCACGAGAUGCCGACAAGAUCAGGGAUCUAUUGAACGCGGUGGCUUUGGAACGAGGGGCUCGUUUGGAGCCGCAUCACGAUCCAAUUCACGAUCAAAGCUGUUACCUCGAUGGACCUUUGCGAGAACGGCUGUACCGCGAAUACGGCGUCGAAGGAUACGCUAUCGUACAGUGCCUAGGCGAUGCAGUAUUCGUGCCAGCUGGCGCGCCGCAUCAAGUCCGUAAUCUUCACAAUUGUAUAAAGGUAGCCGAAGAUUUCGUAUCUCCAGAAAACGUGUCGCAUUGCUUCCACCUAACGCAAGAGUUCCGUGCGUUAUCGGACACACACACGAAUCACGAAGACAAGUUGCAAAUCAAGAACAUAAUCUACCACGCGGUGAAAGAUUCGCUGGCCGUAUUGAGUAACGUGAAGGAAGAAACUCUUGCCAAGCUUAAGUCUAAUAAUGAGAUAAAAAAGGAGGAGACGUAGCCCUAGGCCCCCUGUCGCGGUCGCAAGAGCCGUUGAUCGUUGUUUGAUUAAAGUCUCGCUAUAACAGUGAGUGCGUAACCUGUUAUCCGGUCGUGUAUCGGUCCACCGAAUAGCAUAUGCCCGGGAUCGGUUCGAGACGACAGGAGGAUUAAUCUAAGAUGCUCCGAAGAAACCUGUAUCAAGGUGCAAGAAUUUGUUGUGAUAUUUGACGAGUAACUCAAAAGUUUCAUUUUUCGAUAUUGGCUGAGCCAAUGAGAUUAUUCGUUGUUUCAUUUGAAUUUUCCUUUUACACAUACUUUUUCCUUCCUCUCGAGCAACGUGCUUGCGGACAUGAAGUCCGUGGCUUUUUUUCUUUGAAGUUAUGGAGUCGGUCUCGCGAACGAGCGCGCGCCGCGUCCGUUAUCAUUGUGAUACCUAUGAGGAGGACUUUGGAUCAUACAUUAUUUGUAAUUACUUAUAUCGUGCCUGUAUUCAAUACAUACUGUCUAUAUUAUAUAAAUGUAGAUAAUGGAUUAUUGUGUAAUGAAUUCUUACUAGCAACUACGAAAAGGAUCGUCUAGAGGUACCUUUGUGCAAUUAGAUGUCGAUUAAAUUGUUAGCUGGAUCAGUGAUACUUGUCGAUCCGCGUUAUGUGCUCUCGUGAUCUGGUGCUUUUUUGGUAUCGAUUUAACGAAAGCAAACAGAAAAGCGCUUUGCCAAAUGGCCGAUAUAUAUUUCCUGCUAUCGUCCUUGUGUUUCGCGCGGGAGGCGAGUGUAAGAGGAGAACACUGCCUAAACUGUUCGCAACGGUCAAGUUUCUGGAAUAAGAUGACUCGACCAUUGCGCGUUAACGCAAUUACACGUGAUAAAUCGCAGUUCGGCUUCCUCGGGUAUAUACGUUUUUCAGUUUGUUUUUCUUCUUCGAAAGAUAUAUCGGCUAUACCGAGCAAAGUUUGUCCGAAGGUUUGUAUGACCAUCGUCGUUUAAAUUAAGGCAUCAGAACAAAAAUAACAAGGGAAAUUGCUAAACAAAUCUUUCGAUAUUACCUUUAUAGGAUAUGAGAUAUCGAUGAGAGUAGACUCGAUGAAUUUAAUGUUUUUAUAGAUUGGAUUAACAUUGUGUGGCCCAGUGAUGACCCAGUAAAAAGAUGAAAAUAAAGUGAAAAGGAGGAUAAGAAAAGAAGCAG
Molecule: messenger RNA, 11007 nt
Organism: Bombus terrestris (buff-tailed bumblebee)
Lineage: Eukaryota; Metazoa; Arthropoda; Insecta; Hymenoptera; Apidae
Gene: Kdm3
Product: probable JmjC domain-containing histone demethylation protein 2C
Exons: 18
Coding region: 984-9842 (2952 amino acids)
Biological process (GO): regulation of transcription by RNA polymerase II
Cellular component (GO): histone deacetylase complex; chromatin
Molecular function (GO): chromatin DNA binding; transcription coregulator activity; histone H3K9 demethylase activity
Source: RefSeq, a predicted model, not a curated record